Molecule: messenger RNA, 1879 nt
Organism: Bombus pyrosoma
Lineage: Eukaryota; Metazoa; Arthropoda; Insecta; Hymenoptera; Apidae
Gene: Dbp80
Product: DEAD-box helicase Dbp80
Exons: 8
Coding region: 351-1778 (475 amino acids)
Biological process (GO): poly(A)+ mRNA export from nucleus
Cellular component (GO): nucleus; cytoplasmic stress granule
Molecular function (GO): RNA binding; ATP binding; RNA helicase activity
Source: RefSeq, a predicted model, not a curated record
GUACCAUAUGUAUACAAAGUGAAAAAAUCACAUUCCUUGUAAGCAAGAAAAGUAUAUUCACAAAUCACUACAUAUAUGUAUAUAUAUGUAUAUGAAAACCAAUUUUGUUCAUUAAAUUUAUCAUUUAUUAUUUAUCGUCUAUUUAAAUUUUUCAAUAUUUAUUAACAUCACUAUUAACUUUUGCCAUUUUUAAAUCAUUCUUCACAAAAAAUAUAUAUGCCUUAGUUAUUGUUUAUGCCGCGCUGUGACGCUACGUUAGCUAAAAAUCACGACGAGUAAUUGUAUUAUUUUAUCAUUCUAAUUAAAACUUAAAUUAUUUUCUUAAUCAUUGUGAAUGUAUCAAUGUUAAUAUGGCUUCGACUGAACUUGAAUGGGCUAAAUACGCAGACGAACAAGAAAAACUAUCAGCAAAGGUGUCCAAUUUAAAUAUAGACAAAGAACCUAAAGAAAAUACAGCAAAUUCAGAUUCCAAAAAUGAUGAUGGUUCGGAUGAGCAAAUCUCAGCCGCAGAAAAAUCAUUAUUCCAAAAAAUUAUACGUAAAGGUUUGGUAGAAACAACACAAGAUAUAGAAGUUCAAAGAAAGGAUCCAUCUUCACCUUUAUAUAGUGUUAAAUCUUUUGAAGCUCUUCAUCUUAAACCUGCUUUAUUAAGAGGAGUAUAUGCAAUGGGAUUUAAUGCUCCAUCAAAAAUUCAAGAAACUGCAUUACCUACUUUACUUGCUGAUCCACCACAAAAUAUGAUUGCUCAGUCACAAUCUGGGACAGGUAAAACAGCAGCAUUUGUAUUAGCAAUGCUAAGCAGAGUCGACACCACCAAAAAUUAUCCUCAAGUGCUUUGCUUAUCACCAACUUACGAAUUAGCUAUACAAACAGGAGAAGUAGCAGCGAAAAUGUCUGCAUUCUGUAAUGAAAUAAAAAUAAAAUAUGCUGUAAGAGGAGAAGAAAUAAGUCGUGGAUCAAAGAUUACAGAACACAUAAUCAUUGGAACGCCAGGAAAAGUUUUAGAUUGGGCUAUUAAAUUUAAGUUCUUUAAUUUAAGUAAAAUAUCAGUUUUUGUUUUAGAUGAAGCAGAUGUAAUGAUAGCAACACAAGGUCAUCAAGACCAGUGUAUUCGUAUUCAUAAGCAGCUUCCACGCACAUGUCAAAUGAUGUUUUUCUCUGCAACUUAUGAGCCAGAAGUGAUGAAAUUUGCAGAAAUUAUAGUUAAUAAUCCUUUAAUAAUAAGGUUACUGAAAAAAGAGGAAAGUUUAGAUAAUAUUAAACAAUAUUAUGUAAAAUGCAAGGAUCUGGAUGAAAAAUAUGCAGCUAUUACCAACAUAUAUGGUGUAAUAACAAUAGGACAGGCAAUUAUUUUUUGUCAUACUAGAAAAACAGCGGGUUGGUUAGCCGAAAAAAUGACAAAAGACGGUCAUGCAGUAGCUGUUUUAUCUGGGGAACUGACAGUUGAACAGAGAAUUUCAGUUUUGGAUCGUUUUAGAGCUGGUCUUGAAAAAGUUCUUAUCACAACUAAUGUUUUAGCCAGAGGUAUUGACGUUGAACAAGUAACAAUAGUUGUCAAUUUUGAUUUACCAGUGGAUCAAAAUCAGCAAGCAGAUUGUGAAACAUAUUUGCAUAGAAUUGGCCGUGCUGGACGUUUCGGUAAAUCUGGAAUUGCUAUUAAUCUAAUAGAUUCGUCUCAUGCAAUGCAAAUAUGUAAGGAUAUAGAAGAACAUUUUGGAAGAAAAAUACAUUACCUUGAUGCAGAAGAUGCAGAUGAAAUAGAAAAAAUAGGAGCCUAGAUUAAUAUAAUCUAAGAAAUACAAUUAUGCUUUUUAUCAAAUAUGCAUAGAUAUAUUGUAAUAUCUCCUAAAAGAAUAGACAUUUGUAUUCUCAACAUGAA